Molecule: messenger RNA, 1182 nt
Organism: Populus nigra (black poplar)
Lineage: Eukaryota; Viridiplantae; Streptophyta; Magnoliopsida; Malpighiales; Salicaceae
Product: NDR1/HIN1-like protein 26
Exons: 1
Coding region: 133-873 (246 amino acids)
Cellular component (GO): plasma membrane
Source: RefSeq, a predicted model, not a curated record
GCUAUCUUCCCCCGAAACACAAAUACAUCAAAAAAUCUCUCUCCCUCUCGAUCAAAGAGUCGAGAUUCCAAGCUUAGCUUAGAAACAGAAAGUCUCUCUUCAGACUCCAAAAAUCUAAAAAAUCUAAACGAGAUGGCAUCAUCUGAUCCUUCUAGACCCGCGACCGGCUACCCUUUUGUCCCAAACGGCAUCCACUACCCGCCACCGCCACCUGGCACCGCCUAUCCUUACCAAGCCCCACCACCACAACCCGCUAACCCUUACUACUACAACACCAACCAACCCUACCCUAACCAACGCGCCACCCUCCUCCGCCGCUUAAUCGCUGCUCUAAUCAUCGUCACAGUCAUUUUCUUCACUAUUCUCUUCAUUGUCUGGCUUGUUAUCCGACCCCACCUCCCCGAAUUCCGCGUCACUUCCCUCUCUGUCUCCAGCUUCAAUGUAUCCUCUUCUUCCUCCAGUGUGUCUGGUAACUGGAACGCCAGGUUUCAGGUUUAUAAUCCGAACAAGUUGAAAAUCUCGUACGGUGAUAUACAGAGUUCGAUUUACUAUAAAUCUGAGUUCUUGUCCCAGACGAGGAUUCCUCCGUUCAAACAGGCCAAAAAGAAUGUUACUGAUAUCAAUGCGGAAUAUGGGGCGAUGGGUUCUUAUAUUGCGGGGCGGGCGGUGAAUCAGAUUAAUGGGGAUAAAGGGCGUGGAUCGGUGAGUUUUAAUUUGAAGAUUGUUGCUGAUGCGGUGUAUAGGGUUGGUGGGUUUAGGGCAAGAAGGAGGUUGCUUAGGGUUUUUUGUGAUGAUUUGGCUGUUGGGUUUUCCGGGAAUGGUGGAUCUGGGAACUUGACUGGUGGUGCUAGGCGAUGUAAAGUUUAUUCCUGAGCGGAGGGAUUGUGGGUUCUUGAUGAUGAGCAGUAAUUUGUAUUGAGAUUCGGAGAAAGGAGAGUAUGGUAUUUUUUUUUAUGGUGUCGUUAGCAGGGUACACUGAGGUAGGUUUUUGUGGAUUUGUAUAGUGCUUUGAAAUACAUGCUAAUUUGAUGCACGGUUAAUUUUGCUAUUUCUUUUUUAGUUUUUUUAUACGAGGAUUUAGAGUUUUUUUUCCUUUUCUUUUGCUGUGAAAUUGAAAUAUAAGUAGAGGAAGGAAAUGAUUCUUGAAAUCAAUGGAAUGUAGAGGUGAAUGUUAUUGGUGAA